UCAAACCACCACCAUCUCUUCUCGACUCCUUGUAUAUUGUAAAGUAACUGACCUUCAUGGGGAAAUCUGGAAAAUCCUCUUCUGGCGGCAAGGCGGGUGGUGAAGGCGGCAAAUCCCAAUCGCGUUCGGCCAAGGCAGGUCUCCAGUUUCCUGUCGGUCGUGUCCAUCGUCUCUUGAAGAAGGGAAACUACGCUCAACGUGUCGGUGCCGGCGCACCUGUUUAUCUGGCCGCGGUCCUCGAGUAUUUGGCUGCUGAGAUCCUUGAACUCGCUGGCAAUGCCGCUCGCGAUAACAAGAAACAACGUAUCGUUCCCCGUCAUCUCCAACUCGCUAUCAGAAACGACGAAGAGUUGAAUCGACUCCUUGGAGAUGUCGUCAUCUCUCAGGGUGGCGUUGUGCCCCACAUUGCUGCUGAACUCCUCCCUACCAAAUCAAGCAGAGGAAAGAAAGAUACUGAAGAAGCUUAGGAGACGCUUGUAUUGCUGUUUCUUAUCGAGUAUAUAUUUUUCAUGAUCGGCGUUGUUUCCAGUACCAUCACUGUAUUUCUAUCUCUUGUAGUAGUAAUUCAGCGUCCUACAAUGUUGUUUGUUCGAGUUA
Messenger RNA from Laccaria bicolor S238N-H82, 597 nucleotides. Its product is annotated as histone 2A. Gene Ontology annotation, molecular function: structural constituent of chromatin; DNA binding; protein heterodimerization activity. The transcript has 6 exons. NCBI's taxonomy places the organism in Eukaryota, Fungi, Basidiomycota, Agaricomycetes, Agaricales, Hydnangiaceae. Gene Ontology annotation, cellular component: nucleosome. Bases 57 to 467 code for a protein of 136 amino acids. The record is from RefSeq and is a predicted model, not a curated record.